This is a messenger RNA of Bradysia coprophila, 727 nucleotides long. RefSeq lists its product as uncharacterized. NCBI's taxonomy places the organism in Eukaryota, Metazoa, Arthropoda, Insecta, Diptera, Sciaridae. The record is from RefSeq and is a predicted model, not a curated record.
ACCUUCUGCAGUAUUAAUUUACUGACAACAGUGAAUCAAGCAAAAUGAAGACAGCUAUCGCUUUAAUUCUAUUCGUUGCGGGACUUGCAACCGUUGAGCCACAUGGCUUCGUCCGAACUCCUUUGUCCAGAACAUCCAUUUUCCGUGAACCAAGCUGGGGUGCACAACAGCCCUUCUGGUGGGACGACACUGGCGUUUGGUGCGGUAAUGUUCAGCAAGAUCAGCAAUACAGCACUUGCGGCCGUUGCGGAGAUGCUCCAGGAAACUCUCAUGCUGCUCAAGGUGGCAGAUACGACAAAGGAAUUGUAACUGGAACCUACAAUGCCGGCCAAAUCGUCGACGUCACAGUCGAAUUCACUGCCAACCACCGUGGUCACUUUGAAUUUGACUUGUGCCCACAAGUGACUGAAACCAACACUUGCUUCCAAAGUCUCAACAUUGUGGGAGGUGGCAGGGAAAUCCGCAAUGGAAACAGAAUGUGCUCAGGUGGAGAUCAUCAGAACGGUCCAGUUGUUGCCCGCGUUCAACUCCCAGCUGGAGUCAGAUGUACCAGAUGCACACUCAGAUGGACAUACAGAACCUCAUAUCCACCAGCACCCGAUGCAUGCUUCCAACCGAACCCUACUCAAACCUUCAGAAACUGCGUUGACAUCAGAAUCAACUAGAUUAUAAUUUGUUGUUGACUGUACGAUGUAUAAUAUAACCAAAUAAAGCAAACCAAGCAAAU